GUGUGCGUGUGUGUUGUGUGUCGGAUAGAAAGUCAGCCUGGUUUCCAGCUGAGUGCUUGCUCUCCCAGCGUGUGUGUGUGUGUGUGUGUGUGUGUGUGUGUGUGUGUGUGUGUGUGUGUUGUCAUUAUUAUCCACUCUGCUCCCAGCUCAGAAUGGCCAGAUUCACUCAGACUGAAACAAGAAGGCAGCACCAUCCACAGCAGCCCCAGCCCGCUUACUCCAGCUUGGUUUACACCGGACCGGGGGCGCCACCGACCCAACAACCACUACUACUUAUCCCACAUCAGUACCAGUAUCCUCAGCUCACAUUUCCGAAACCCAUGAACGGGUCAGAACCCAUUUCAAUUCAUCCGGAGAGCGGCAACAUGAAAGACCAAGAUGCCAUUAAGCUGUUUAUCGGGCAGAUACCGCGGAACUUGGAGGAAAAAGACCUGAAACCCCUGUUUGAACAGUUUGGGAAAAUCCACGAACUGACAGUUCUCAAGGACCGAUACACCGGCAUGCACAAAGGUUGCGCAUUCCUCACCUACUGCGCCCGAGAGUCGGCCAUCAAAGCCCAGAACGCCCUCCAUGAACAGAAAACACUGCCAGGGAUGACUCGCCCCAUCCAGGUGAAACCGGCUGACAGCGAGAGCCGUGGAGAAGACAGGAAGUUGUUUGUCGGGAUGCUGAACAAACAACAGACCGAGGAGGAUGUUUACCGCCUCUUCGAACCCUACGGAGUCAUUGAGGAGUGCACGGUCCUAAGAGGUCCUGACGGAAACAGCAAAGGUUGCGCCUUUGUCAAGUUCUCCACACACACCGAGGCUCAGUCUGCAAUCAGCGCCCUCCACGGCAGCCAGACCAUGCCAUUCUCUCUGCCCCCUCAGGGUGCGUCCUCCAGCUUGGUGGUCAAGUUUGCCGACACUGACAAGGAGCGCACCAUCAGACGCAUGCAGCAGAUGGUUGGGCAGUUUGGCAUCUUCAACCCAGCCAUCGCUCUUCCCUUCAGCACCUAUAGUUCUUACGCACAUGCGCUCAUGCAGCAGCAGGCAGCCAUCAUGGCAGCAAGUCACGGAGGUUACCUCACGCCCAGCGUGGCUUUCCCCGCCACACAGAUCCACCAGAUGGGGGCGCUCAACAUCAACAGCCUCCAACAAACCACCAUGACCCCGCUGUCGAGUGAGUUUCAUCAAGCCCUGGCAGGCCUCAGUUCUCCACCAGCCAACAUCACCACCUCCGUGCCCAGCCUCGUCACGCCCCUCGUCAACGGAUUCACCGGCAUCCCUCAUCAGCCCAACGGACACCCCGCGGUGGAGGCCAUGUACACCAACGGCCUGCCGCCCUACUCCCAGAGCCCCACCGCUGCCGACACCCUCCAGCAGGCCUUCACCGGAGUGCAGCAGUACACAGCGAUCUACCCGACCACCACGCUGACUCCCAUUGGCCAGACGCUGCCCCAACCACCCCAGGUCAUCCAGCAGCAGCAGCAGAGAGAAGGUGAGGGUCCGGAGGGUUGUAACCUGUUCAUCUACCACCUGCCACAGGAGUUUGGAGACAAUGAACUCAUGCAGAUGUUUCUGCCCUUCGGCAGCGUCAUCUCCUCCAAGGUCUUCAUGGACCGGGCCACCAACCAGAGCAAGUGCUUCGGUUUCGUGAGCUUCGACAACCCUGCAAGUGCACAGGCAGCUAUUCAAUCCAUGAAUGGCUUUCAGAUUGGGAUGAAGAGGUUGAAAGUCCAGCUAAAGAGACCGAAGGAUGCCAGCCGCCCUUACUGACACAGCCUACCUUCACUAUUCAUUGCAGCAGCACAGGUUUUAGAGGACACGUGAAGAUAUCUCGGAGGAGUUCAACUUUUUUUCUUUGAAAGCAAAAUAUGUUUUAAAAAAAUCAACACAUACGGAAUUUUUGAAGACAUAUCAGCAUUUACUUAUGAAGAUAUAGGUUAUGGCGGAAAAAAAGAAGAUGCGAAAGAGGAGGCGGCGCUUCACCGGGGGACUUAACAGUAACAGAUGGCACAGUGCAAGAAAGACCAGAAGAAGAAAAAAAAAAACUGAAAAAAGAUGUGAUGAGACUGAACAACAGAACUUUUUCUUGUUGAGACUUGAAUUGUUAAUUAAGCAACAAACUAACAAACAAAAAAGCAGCAACAACAAAUAGAUUUCUAUAUACAUAUUAUAUACACAUAUAUAUAAGGGAAGAGGCGCUUGUGGCUUUUACUGUACUGGACAAAUGAGGGUUAAAACUUGAAGAUCAAGAAAAACAGUGGAAAAAAAGAAGCUAUUCUAUUGGUCCACUGACAGACUUUCUUUCUCUUUCCCUCUUUCUCUUAUUCUCUCACGUCUCUCUCAGCAAGCGCAGAACUAUGACUCUUGGAGGUCACUGAGGUUUCCAUUAGCAACAGUAGAACUGCAAAUCUUUCACCCCUAAGGGACCAAAGGACCAAACAUUUUUAUUGUUCUGAACAGUAAUAUAUAGUAUUAAUGAUACUAAUACUACAAACUACUACUAAUAAUAUUACAAGUUAAACGUAAGAAGAAAUACUAGCUUCAGGUUGAAAAAAAAAAAAAAGAGGAAAUGGGUUUCGGUUUGUUUUCCUUUUACAUUUAUAGCUACUGGGUUUAAGGAAUAUUAAAACAAAACAGAAAAAAAAUAUGUAUAAAGCUAUACUAUUUUAGUGGCGUAGAAUAUGUAAGUUAGACAUUGUUUCGGGCAUGUUCAGAUAAUCUUCUUUUGCCACUCAUUGCUUCAUCUGCGUCACAGCAUUUCAUCUCGGAGUUGUGAUCCGUCGGUGUUAUUGUGUCAGUAGAAGAAGAAAAAAACAAGUCCCGUAGUGCCAAAAGUAAGUGACACAAUAACAGCCUCUCGCUGCUCCACACUGUGCGCAGCCAUGUACCGCGCGCGUCUGCUGCUCUGCAAUUCCAUAAUCGAAGCGAGAGGUAAUUCCACGUCUUCAUUAAAGCCUUGAUAUCGCAGAUCAUCUGACCAUAAAGCACCGUGGUAAAAGUGCCACCCAGCUGAGCUGGAUGCGCAGCAGUAAAACAGCACAGCAAUGGUAACUGCUUAAUGAAAUAUACAAAUGAGCCUGACAGCAGUUGUAAAAAAAAAAGUUCCAUCGGCAUGUCACAGUGGUCCCUGCCGGGUCGUGCCCUCUCCAGCUGCCAAGCUCCUCCAGCUGCUCUCAGCAGGCGAGAGGAGACCCCCCCCCCCCCUUCCUCAUUUUCUCGCUCCUCACCUCCAAGUGCCAGCAUAUUUCUCUCCUAAUAGGGACCAUCAGUUCACGGGGGCCGAGGGCUAACCCACAGCAUAAUUAGGAUGAUGAUAAUAUUGAUCAGAUGGGGAGCAGCACCACGGGGCAAGAGAUGCGCAAUCAAUUACGGAUUGGCAUGUUGAAGGAAUUGACUGAGUGACAGAGUCCGUUUUUCUCUCAGUGGUCUUCUAACUACCGCCCACAGUCUCAGAGGGGACCCCCGAAUCUGACAGUGUCCUGUGGGGCACGUCGAAGGCACUGAAAUCUACGUCAUCAGUGCUAACAUUUAAAAAAAAAAAAAAAAGGUUCACAAGGCUACGACAGGAUGUGUAAAAAAAGAGUUUGGAGUAGGUCGUAGGAGUUCUUCAGUGAAGAGCAGCUGUGUAGUUUUGUUUUUUUUCCAAUGGGUGUAUUAGCACAGUGAGAGCCUGCGGUGAGGAACAGCCUGGCAUUACCAGCCUUAGGAGGUCAAAUUAAGAGCAAAAUGAUCCAUCAAUUAGACAGCAGCAGGCCUGUAAGUGUAGCCGCUACAGCUGCUGCUGCUUCAACGAGACGACAGCUUACCAUUAGCGCCGGUCACACAUGGCUCCUAUACAGUGUGGUCACGACACAUCACGCCGUAUCAGAUAUGAUUAAUUAACUACUCUAGCAUCAUCGCCGGGGAUGCUUUCCUGUUGUUGUUUACAGAGGGACACGCAUACAGUACAUCCAAGAUGAAAUCUGUUUCUCAUGAGUCACCUUUUCUCUUUUUUUUAUCCAUUUCACUCUCUGAUUUGUUCAACUAACAUCCAACUCUUUCAGUUUGAGACUAUUUCCAACAUGUCGGUCAUUGGCUCAGUUUGCACUGAAGCAGCCUGCCACUCAGGACUCUGUGAGACCUCAGCGCUCUGAUCAUCUCCCUAAACUUCAGUCAUCGUAUCACGACGCUGUCUCUAUGGCCCCAUCCACACACGUGGAUUCUUCAGAAAACACGACUGCUAAGCCCCUGCAGCCCGGUACAACAAAUGUCAUCACCACGAUGGCUCCCCAGGUCCUGCUGACUGUACCUUUUUAUUUUUAUUCUCUUUAUUUGUAUGAUUACUGGUCCACAGGAUCAGUAGACCAGGAGACCAUUCAACAAAUGUUACUACCCUCAUUCACUGUAUAUUGUUCUCUUGCAGGCAAUACUUAGAUGCCGUUAAAAAAAAAAAAAAAAAAAAGUCUUUAAGAAAUGCCUUUUCUCAUCAUGAAUUGCCAAAUUAUGCAAGCAUAUCCACUGCAUUUCCUCAUCAGACUUUAAACGAGUGCCAGAUUCCUUGAAAAUGUAAGAUUGCUUCUUAGAAAUGUGUUCGUUUUCAGGAAAUAUUGAUCAGUAGGGAAGAAGUAUUUGAUUUUGUGAUAUAGCAUAACAGUGUAGGAGGGAGGCUCCUGUCAGGUUGUAAUUUUAUACAAUAGAGCUUUCCAGUGAAAAGGUUAGAUUUCAUAUAUAUUUGCCAAAAGACAGCUUUGUUCCCCCUGGUGAGUUACUGUUAGUUUCCUCUCUGCUGUCAGCGCCGGGCAGCUUUAGGAAGCUGUGAUAUAUGCCCUCCUUACCCCGGGCCAUACAGGGCCUUAUAAACCCACUCAAAAAUCUUUCCUUAUGGGAUUUCUACUGGAGAGUUUUUUUAAAUUAUUAAAAUCAAAUUAAAUGUGGCCUUCACAACAGCUUGGGUAAUGCAAAUUAAAGAUGCCAGCUGUGGCUGAAAUUUAAUGAGUUUGAAAAGAUGUUGAGUUAAUUUCAUUCUGCCAAGAGAAAGAAAUGAAAUUUGAUUGAACGCAAUUAAAAGAGUGAAGGUUUGUGGAUGGAGACCGUUUCUGGUGCAUAAGCCUAAAUAUACAUUUCCACUAUGAAAUUUCGAAAAAAAAAAAAAAAGGGGGAAUGUAAUGAAACGACUGAAAUCCAAGAAGUUAAUUGAGUUAAGAUUUUUGAAUUACCAGAGCUGAUUGGAAAUCCACUAAAAGAGAAAGGAAAUAGCUGAUCCCAGUACUGCUAUAAUUCAGCUGCAUGUGGUUAAACUAAAGAUGAUUUUCUACAUCGUUUUCACUCUUGCAUCCAUUUCUAUCUUUCUUCUUUUAAUAUUUCUCAUCCGACCAUGGUGCCCUUUCGAUCUCUGAGCAUGCUCAAUGGGGGCUGGGGGGGUUAAAGAUUACGGUACUACUAGUAUUAACAAUAUGAUUCUUUAACUAUGGUUUGAAUGCUAAGGAUAGUAGCUUAUUAUAAAUAUGAAAUCUGUAUAUUAUGGAAAAUCAGCACAGGACCUUUCUUUGGUUACAUUAUAGAUUAGGGUUUGAAAUGGGGGAGGGGUUGGGGGAGGGGGCGGGUCGCUUUAUAAAGAUGUUAACUUUCUGGUUUCUCAGCACAAAGCAUACAAAAACAUAUAAACCGCAGUAUGGAGUCUGUGAAGAAGACUUUACUGACAUGCAGGGCGCAAAAAGAGGAAUCUCAGUACUAUUCUUUAAACCUGGAGGAGAAAAUGCAGCUUACAGGUUGUAUUGUUUUUCUUUCUUUCCUUCUUUUUUUAAAGGAGAGCGCCACCUGUUUUUGUGGCAGUGUCAGUACAGCAUGGAUUUACUGACCGGGAAAGCAGUAUCUUUUUUAUAAACAAAAAGUUAUGAAAAAAACUGUUCUGUAUUAGCCUGAGAAACCAAACAUUUUUUCCCCUGUUGAAAUUUCUUAAUACUUGCUGCUUAGGUUACUUCAUAUUAAUGAUUGAUGAUUAAAUCAUUUUAUAAUUGAUUAUCGGGUCAAGUAUGUAACUUGAUGUUUAUUUAUUUAUUUAUCUAUUUAUUUAUUAUUUAUUUAUUUAUUCAGCCACUUUUCUUUUGUUUCUUUUCUUUUAUGGUUAUGGUAAGAUAAAGAUAUGUAUCAAAAAGAAAUGCUUAUUGGGGCUUUUCUCUCUUUCUCUCCUUUUUUUCCAAUUUUACAAUAAAAAUUCAAACAG
Messenger RNA from Anarrhichthys ocellatus (wolf-eel), 6189 nucleotides. It is a transcript of the gene celf5a, whose product is annotated as cugbp, Elav-like family member 5a. The record is from RefSeq and is a predicted model, not a curated record. Bases 153 to 1757 code for a protein of 534 amino acids. NCBI's taxonomy places the organism in Eukaryota, Metazoa, Chordata, Actinopteri, Perciformes, Anarhichadidae. Gene Ontology annotation, molecular function: RNA binding. The transcript is spliced from 12 exons.